GGCGGCUUCCCGGGCUCAGGCUGCCUUCAAGGCUGAGCUGCUGCGGCCGCCUCUCGUCCGCCCCCUCAGCCGCGCGCCUGCCGCAGCCUCCUCCCUUCCAGUCGGCGUCUUUCUAGGGGAGCACUGCGAAGACUCGGCUGGGAACUGCCGUCCUCCCGGCCUGAGGAAACGCUGCGACCCCCCCCGCAGGAGAGCGGCAGGGCGGGGUGUGGGGGGGGCGCGCGCGGGAGAAGAUGGCGACGCCGGGAGGCGAACCCCAACCUUUCGUCCCUGCCCUCUCGGUGGCUACCUUGCACCCUCAUCAUCACCCUCACCCUCACCACCACCACCACCACCACCACCAGCAUGGAGGUACCGGAGCUGGCGGCGGCACUGGCGGCAGUGGCGGCGCCGGCAGCGGCGGCUUCAACCUGCCCUUGAACCGGGGUCUGGAGCGCGCGCUGGAGGAGGCGGUCAACUCCGGGGGCUUGAACCUCAGUGCCAGGAAACUGAAGGAAUUUCCCAGGACCGCGGCCCCGGGCCACGACCUUUCGGACACGGUGCAGGCAGAUUUAUCUAAAAACAGACUGGUUGAAGUUCCAAUGGAAUUGUGCCAUUUUGUAUCACUGGAAAUUCUUAAUCUUUAUCACAAUUGUAUCCGAGUCAUUCCUGAGGCCAUUGUCAAUCUGCAGAUGCUGACUUACUUAAACUUGAGUCGAAAUCAGCUGUCUGCCCUGCCUGCCUGCCUGUGUGGUCUGCCUCUCAAAGUCUUAAUCGCAAGUAACAACAAGCUUGGAUCACUCCCAGAAGAGAUAGGUCAGCUCAAACAGUUAAUGGAGUUGGAUGUCAGCUGCAAUGAGAUCACAGCAUUGCCCCAGCAAAUAGGUCAAUUGAAGUCUCUACGAGAACUGAAUGUCAGAAGAAAUUAUCUGAAAGUUUUGCCGCCAGAGCUAGUAGACCUUCCCUUGGUCAAGUUUGACUUUUCCUGCAACAAAGUGCUGGUGAUUCCAAUCUGCUUUCGGGAGAUGAAGCAGCUGCAGGUGUUGCUGCUCGAAAACAACCCUUUGCAAUCGCCUCCUGCACAGAUUUGCACAAAGGGCAAAGUGCACAUAUUUAAGUACUUGAGCAUACAAGCGUGUCAAAUUAAGUCAACCGAUUCCCUUUAUCUCCAAGCCAUGGAGAGGCCCCAUUUACAGCAGCACGUGGAAGACAGCAAGAAGGAUUCUGACUCAGGAGUUGGAAGUGAUAAUGGAGAUAAGCGAUUAUCUGCCACUGAGCCUUCUGAUGAAGACACUGUGAGCCUCAAUGUGCCAAUGUCAAAUAUCAUGGAAGAGGAACAGAUCGCCAAGGACGACUCAUGCCAUCUUCGCCUUAGCCCAGUUAAAGGGGAAUUUCAUCAGGAAUUUCAACCAGAGCCUUCCCUUUUGAGUGACAACGAUAACUCAGGAGAAGAAAGAGAUCAUUUUCUGCAUGAGACAGAUGUUCUACACCCUGGCUUUCGCAACUACAAGAGUAGGCCAGAAGAUUGUGAAGAGCUGUUAAGGAUAGAAGAGGACGCACACUGGCCAGGCGAGGGAAUAGUAAGUUCAUCCAAAGAUCAGGACAUGGAUAUAGUGAUGAUUGAGCAGCUAAGAGAAGCAGUAGACUUGCUGCAAGAUCCCAGCGGGCUAAGCACGGAUAUUACAGAGAGAAGUAUUUUAAGCCUGUACCCUAUGGAGUCAGGAGAAGCCUUAGAAUUACAAGAUCCUACACUGAAUGGUCAGAUACAGCUGGAGACGUCGUCCUUGUGUGAGGUGCAGAAUGAUCCAGCCUUGCAGACUAAUGGGAGCCAGUAUUCAGCAAAUGAGACGAGCCAGGACUCUCCUGCAGUCUCUCCUACCACAAACAGCAUAGCUCCGUUUGGCCUGAAGCCUCGAUCAGACCCAGCCCUCAUUCUCCCUCCUAUCUCCUUCAACAAACUUACACAGGCACAAACAUGGGACAGCUCUAGCUACAGUGUUCCAUCUGAAGGAGACUGUGACAAUGUGUUUCUCAGACCUCAGAGAAAUUUGGAAUCUAUAGAUCCACAAUUUACAAUUCGGAGGAAAAUGGAACAGAUGAGAGAAGAAAAAGAGCUGGUGGGACAACUUCGUGAGAGCAUUGAAAUGAGACUGAAGGUCAGUCUGCAUGAAGACCUGGGGGCUGCACUCAUGGAUGGUGUUGUGCUCUGCCAUCUGGUCAACCACAUCCGCCCACGAUCCGUCGCGAGCAUCCAUGUCCCCUCACCAGCAGUUCCCAAACUUAGCAUGGCCAAGUGCAGAAGAAAUGUGGAAAACUUCUUAGAAGCAUGCCGAAAAUUAGGAGUACCAGAGGCUGACCUGUGCUCUCCGUGUGACAUCCUGCAGUUGGAUUUUCGUCACAUUCGAAAGACUGUUGAUACUCUACUGGCACUCGGGGAGAAACCCCCACAAUCAACUUUCGCCCUCCGCUCCAGGGACCUUAUAGGCUUCUGUCUUGUCCAUCUUCUCUUUUUAGUGCUGGUCUAUAUCACUUACCACUGGAAUGCUCUGUCUACCUAACGCCUGCAUGUGCAUCCCAACACUCUGCUCUGGCACGCUGGCCCAUCCCAGGGUCCUUCCUCCAUUUGGGCCUUUGCCUGGCCAAAGGCCGUCUCUUCUGUAAUCUUUCGAGUUUUGAAGUUGAACAUUUACAAAUAUGAUUUUCCAAAAGCACAAACCUUGUAGACUGCAGUUCUCCUAUCAUUUCUCUCCUUUACUGAGCAACAUUACUGGCAGCGGCGUAUUCCCAGACUAAUGUCCUUUUCCCACAUGGUACCAAUAAUGAUGUUCCCUAUGCCCCCUCCUUCCUCCAAUGAGCUGCUGCCACCUCCAGCAAAAGGGAAGGGGACCUCUGGUAAGAGACAGGGAUUUUCCAUAGGUCAGCAUUUACCUCCUGUUCUAAUUCAUGACUAGGCAAUUGGGUUGUAGCAGGACCACUUUGAAAAGGAGACAGAAGAUCCAUAUUUUGACCUAACUUGGCCUAUAAAAGCCUCUAAUGUUGCUACUGUUGACCAAGUUGGAAAAUAUUGUCUAGAGAAGGACUGCUUUGCCAGCCAUUCAGUUGGAUUCCUUCCAGUUUCCUGGAACUGUGAGGGACCACAGGGAAGGUUGCUGCCCACUGUGCCUGUGCAGGAGGGGCUCUGCAGGAAAUGAGGCUCCAGGUGCCGGAACGCCACCUGGAGGAUUGGAUUACAUACCACUUUUCAUGACAUUUUAACUUCCUCAGUUAGUUCUGCUCUGGGCUUCUAUGAAAGAUGUUUCCUGGAAGGGAUUUCUAUUUUUGGAUAAUGGAAUGGAUUAUUUUGCUACAUAUCAUAAUAACUGCAUUUCCAGAAUGUGAUGAAUUUGAUUGUAUUUCUUUUAUAAAUAACUAUAUAUAUAAAGCCAUGAGUCAUGGAACAUUCCUGGUCCUGGGGCUUGGGUCCUGAUGUCAGGAGCCAAUAAUAAAACUGGUCUUACUUCAGAAGAGUAUAGUUUAUCUAAUUAAUUGCAAUGCCUGUUUAACCUGGAUCCCAGUGACAUUAACUAACAGCUGCUUUAUUUUUAAAUCAAAUUGUUAGAUAUCAACUACUUCCGCUUUGAGAGUGAUGCAAUCAGUUUGUAAAUAAAAGAAAAAAAAAACUGUUAGGGUUUUAUCUAGGCCAGGGUAUUUCUGGAUUCCAGGAUAUCUUUUUGUAAUAGGAGAAGACCCUGCUUCAAGAUUGAGCCAGUCUCUUCUAUGCUUUAGUUUACAUCCUGUUUGCCAAAUGUGGUUUCUUCGGUUGGGGACGUAAUAAAGUUAACUUCCUCAAGAGAAAUGUCUUAGUUUAAUUAGAUGAUGAUAGGCCUCAUACAUGGUUAUUAAGA
This is a messenger RNA of Ochotona curzoniae (black-lipped pika), 3863 nucleotides long. It is a transcript of the gene LRCH1, whose product is annotated as leucine rich repeats and calponin homology domain containing 1. Gene Ontology annotation, molecular function: protein binding. The transcript is spliced from 21 exons. The record is from RefSeq and is a predicted model, not a curated record. Lineage: Eukaryota; Metazoa; Chordata; Mammalia; Lagomorpha; Ochotonidae. Bases 234 to 2537 code for a protein of 767 amino acids.